GAAAAGCAAGGUUUUAAUUGGUUAGGUGAUCUCUAGAUGUUAAAAAUAUUGCCUCCAGUUAUAUAAUUACAGUAUGUAAACUGAAAUGUUCCCCUGUGCAAAAUUGACGACCUUGGUAUAGGAGCUAGGCCCUCUGUGGCUCUUGUACAUGGUGAACUAAUGAUAGCUGCUUCUGUGUCUAAUGUUGUUUUUGUAGUAGUUUGCAUGCUACUUCAUUGGUUUGUCAUAUUGUUUCUAGCUAGUACUCUCUUGCAACUAUUGUGGCUUUCUAAUAAUUAUGGCAUUCAAGAGAUAAAUAUCUCACCUUUUCUUUUGGGAAAAUGGAGAAGAAAAAUAUUGAGUUUAUGGUACAUUUUGCAUUGUCUUCUAUGUUGGGUCUUUACUUUAGUGAAGCUUUUCUAGAAGGAGAAUGACGAGCUUAUCCUUUUGAAAGAUACUGCAAAGUUAAAAUAUUAGGGAAUUAGGUUCUUUUCUAAGUGUUGCCUGAUAUGUAGUGUGGAAUCUUUUGAGUUUUUGGACCCUAAUACUAAAGAUAUUCUGUUGAUUCUGUAUCUCAAUGGCAGAAGCUACACCAAAGGCCAUCAUGAGGACAAUGAAUGUGAAAGGACUAACACUUUUCCAUUUAAAGAGUCACCUCCAGAAAUACCGACUGGGCAAACAAUCAGGGAAGGAUAUGGGAGAGGGACCAAAAGAUGCUUCAUAUCUUUUAGAUAGCCCUGGAACCAAUAAUUCUCCUCCAAACUUGUUGACUCCUGACAUGACUGAGGGUUAUGAGGUCAAGGAGGCGUUAAGGGCACAGAUGGAAGUUCAGAGUAAAUUACACCUGCAAGUUGAGGCCGAGAAGCACUUGCUGAUUCGGCAGGAUGCUGAACGGAGAUACAUGGCCAUGCUUGAGAGAGCUUGUAAGAUGCUUGCUGAGCAAUUUAUCGGAGGUGGUGUAGUAUUGGAAACAGGCAACGAAAAAUGCAUAGGACUAGAUGAUAAGAUGCAAAGAAGUUUUUCUGUUGAUCCGCUUGGCUUUUACUCUUUGCAGUUGCAGUCUGGUGGGGUGGAGCAAGAAGGUCCACUUGGACUUCAUUCCCAGAUGACUGAUUGUUCUACCGAAAGCUGCCUAACUUCACAUGAGAGUCCCGUGAGAUUAUGCAUGGAAGGAUCUCCAGUGGAAGGGAAUAAAAGAAUACUGAACUUGGACUCCGCAACAGCAUCAUUGAUGUGGGGUGACCCCCAUAGAAUUACGGGAUAUGGCAUGUAGAAAUGGAGAUGAAUGUAUUUUCUUUCUUAUGAUGGGUAAUUUGUGUCGUGUAUUGGAUAUAAUCUUGGAAGUUGGCAGGGAUGGAAAGUGAAACAUGAAACAAGUAACGUCCGAAGAAAGUGUAAAUCGAAGUAGGUUAAUGUUCUAGACAUUUUGGGGUCAAUUGUGAUGUAUCUUGUCCUGUCCUAUGUUGAUUUUAGAUUCAUUUCAUCUGAUGAUGUCCUGAAUCAUUUUCAUGCAUGUUUUGGUUUUGGACAGGGAUUGACUAAUUAAACUCCCUCUAUAUAUAAUU
Molecule: messenger RNA, 1544 nt
Organism: Rubroshorea leprosula
Lineage: Eukaryota; Viridiplantae; Streptophyta; Magnoliopsida; Malvales; Dipterocarpaceae
Source: the annotation of a GenBank genome assembly